This is a messenger RNA of Syngnathus acus (greater pipefish), 1049 nucleotides long. RefSeq names its product phosphohistidine phosphatase 1 (gene phpt1). Gene Ontology annotation, biological process: peptidyl-histidine dephosphorylation. NCBI's taxonomy places the organism in Eukaryota, Metazoa, Chordata, Actinopteri, Syngnathiformes, Syngnathidae. The transcript has 3 exons. Gene Ontology annotation, cellular component: cytosol. Bases 174 to 560 code for a protein of 128 amino acids. Gene Ontology annotation, molecular function: protein histidine phosphatase activity. The record is from RefSeq and is a predicted model, not a curated record.
AUAUCGGAAGUGAGCUGAGUACGAAGCACCGUUGUUUGUGGUGGUAUGAAUUUUGAGUUUUAUUCCCGUGUUUACAUGGUGCAUUUAACGAGCCGAAGCGGAUUUUGCACUUAAAACAGGAACCCUUAGUUUCCCAUCUUAUUUUUCGCGUGUGACUGUCAGGUUGUGUGAAUAUGUGCACACAAACGAAAGCUGCUGCCCGCAUGGUAAACAUCCCGCAGGCAGACAUCGAUCCCUCGGGAGUGUUUAAAUACGUCCUCAUCAGAGUUCACAGCAAAGAAAAAGAUGACGACACGGAAGUUGAUAUAGUCCGUGGAUACGGCUGGGCUGAGUACCACGCGGAUAUCUAUGAUAAGGUCUCGGAGGAAUUGGAAAAGGAUGGACUCCUGGACUGUGAGUGUGUCGGAGGGGGAAGGAUCAGACAUGAUGCCCAGGCUAAGAAGAUACAUGUAUAUGGCUACUCGAUUGGGUUCGGAAGAGCGAACCACGUCAUAACCACUGAGAAACUGAAGGUUCAGUACCCGGACUAUGAGGUGACCUGGGAUAACGAAGGAUAUUGAAAUGAACUGUAACAAAAAAUAUGAUGGCCGCUCCUCCGCUGAGCUAGACUUUAACAUUAUAGAUUAUUUUCAUCAUGAAUUUUUCGAUGCCACAAAUACAUCCCGACACUAUUAGGACUUAUUUAUCACUAAAUAUUCCAAUUCUCAACUUCUCAUGUAUUUUUUUUCCCACAGUGGUGACUUUUCUUGGUAGGACAUUGAAAAAUCAAAAUAGGCAAGGGAUUAUUUCAUAAUAUACCACUCGUGAAAGUUUUCAGAAUUGAUUUUAUUGCCUUUGUCAGUUUUUAUAGAUUCAGUGAUGACUUAUCUGUAAAUAUAUGAAACAUAUUAUAUCCAUACCACCUUGACAACUUUCAUUCUCAUUGAGCUUUAAAGUACAAAUCUUGAUACAUUUAUUUUUUUUGUACAUUAUUGUAUGGUGCUUAUAUGUACAGCAAUAUCCCUAAUUUGGUUGAGUUCAUCUCAAAUAAAUGCACACACAAUGCAAAA